Molecule: messenger RNA, 3074 nt
Organism: Girardinichthys multiradiatus
Lineage: Eukaryota; Metazoa; Chordata; Actinopteri; Cyprinodontiformes; Goodeidae
Gene: elmo3
Product: engulfment and cell motility 3
Exons: 21
Coding region: 270-2417 (715 amino acids)
Biological process (GO): actin filament organization; cell motility
Source: RefSeq, a predicted model, not a curated record
GAAACAACAUGGUGAUCCCGAAAUUGACACAGUUCAAGUCAAACUGAUCUGAACCUCUGAAGCCAACCCGGAACUUUUUGACCAGUUAAUAAUCCCUGAAGACGGAGAGUUUGGUGUCUUCCGUCGGUUUUUCGAAGGUUUUAUAGGAAAGUCCAUCUGUUUUGUUCCGAAGAAGAAACUAAGAAGUGCUUGAAAUGUUUUCGUUGUGACGGCGGUGGUUCCUGCAGGACGCGAGCAGCUGCUGAGGAGUGAGGUCUAAAGGAGCCAACAUGCCACAGCAGAAGGACAUAGUGAGGAUAGCCAUCCAGAUGCCUGGAGCGUACCCCCAGCUCAUACAACUGGACCAGAAAAAGCCUCUGUCUGCUGUCAUCAAGGAAGUGUGUGAUGGCUGGAACCUUCCAGGUCCCGAUAACUACGCUCUGCAGUACACCGAGGGAGUGCAGAUGUACAUCACUGAAUCGAACCGUCUGGACAUAAAGAAUGGCUGUAUUCUGCGUCUGACCAAGGCACCGGGUCGCUCAGCAGAUGACCUGUACAAGGGCAUCCAGAGCUCAGAUGUAGGGGUGCGAUGUGAUUCGCUGAAAGAGCUAGCAAGCGUUUCACGGGACGUGACCUUCGCUCAGGAGUUCAUCAGCCGAGACGGCCACGUCUUAUUGGUCAAAAUAGUCGAGGACUCUAACGAGAAUAACCAGAUCAUGACACACACUCUGACUGGCUUCAUGGAGCUGAUGGAUCAUGGGAUAGUUUCAUGGGAGAACCUCUCUGCUGUCUUCAUCAAGAAGAUCGCCGGCUUCGUCAACAGCAAGUCGACAGAUGAAUCCAUGCAGCAGGUGUCCCUGGACAUCCUGGAGAACAUGGUUCUGAGCAGCCGCAAACUUUUCCUUCAAGUCAAGCAGGAGGUCACCAUGGAGAGGCUGAUUGCUCACCUACAGGUGGCAAACCAGCAGAUCCAGACCAAAGCCAUGGCUCUGCUUAUGGCCUUACUACAAACAGCUGAAGACGCAGACAGACAGGAAAUGUUUGCAUUUCUGAAUAAGAAGAACCUCCGUCAGUACAUCUAUAAGAACAUUAUCCUCAGCUCUAGUCCAGUCCAGGAUGAGAUGGCUCACUACCUCUACGUCCUGCAGUCUGUCACCUUGAAUCAUUUGGAGGCUCGUAUGCGGACGCCGCUGGAUUGUUACAACCAAGACCAGAGAGACAUUCUUCACAGGUUACGACAGGCAGCUUUUGAGACAGAAAGUGAGAACAACCUCAAUCAUGAACGACGGCGCUCACUUUGUGCCAAAGAGUUUAAGAAACUGGGUUUUUCUAACAACAGUAACCCUGGUCAGGAUCUGGUACGGACACCUCCUGGUCUUCUAGCUUUGGACACCAUGUAUUACUUUGCUUCAGGCUACCCUGACGCCUAUAGCAGGUUCGUCCUGGAGAACAGCAGCAGAGAGGACAAACACGAGUGUCCGUUCGCCAGGAGCAGCAUCCAGCUCACACUCAUCCUUUGUGAAAUCCUUCGAAUCGGAGAAUCCCCCUCUGAGACGGGAUCGAACUACCACCCCAUCUUCUUCAGUCAGGACCAGCUACUAGAGGAGCUUUUCUGUGUCUGCAUCCAGCUUCUCAACAAAACCUGGAAGGAGAUGAGAGCCACGCAGGAGGACUUUGACAAGGUGAUGCAGGUGGUGAAGGAGCAGAUCACCAGGACGCUGUCCAGUAAACCCACUUCCCUGGAGCUCUUCAAAAACAAAGUCAACGCUCUGAACUACAGCGAGAUCCUGAAGCUCAGGCAGACGGAGCGGCUGCACCAGGAGGAGACACUCGCUCCACCGGUCCUCGAGCUGAAAGAACGGCUGAAGCCGGAGCUGCUGGAGUUGAUCCGCCAGCAGAGGCUCAACAGGCUGUGUCAGGGAACCAUGUUCAGGAAGAUCAGCAGCCGCCGUAGGCAGGACAAACUGUGGUACUGUCGUUUGUCACCAAAUCACAAGAUGCUUCAUUACGGCGACGUGGACGAAGAGGCAGAAAACCCAGCAAUAGAAACGCUGCAGGAGAAGAUCCCAGUUGCAGAUAUAAAAGGCUUGCUGACAGGAAAGGACUGUCCUCACAUGAAGGAGAACAAAGGCAAACAGACCAAGGAAGUCCUGGAUCUGGCAUUUAGCAUCACCUAUGAUGUAGAGGAGUACAGUCUGAACUUCAUCGCCCCCUCCAGGACCGAUUUCUGCUUGUGGACAGAUGGACUGAGCGUCCUGCUGGGCAGGGACAUGAGCAGUGAAUCCAUGCGCAGCGAGCUGGAGAUCCUCCUGUCUAUGGAGAUUAAGCUCCGCCUCCUGGAUCUGGAGAACGUUCCCAUCCCGGACAGUGCCCCGGCUAUCCCAAAACCUCCAAGCAACUACAACUUCUGCUACGAAUUCAACCAGACUGAGCAGUAGACGUGAUGUAACUGUAGGUUCUGACCCAUUUUGACCCGUUCUAACACAGAUUUGAACACUUUAUUGUGGGAGGUUUCAGUGGAGGCCUGAGACUGAACAUCAGUGAGAAACUGCAUCCUGUAAAUUCCUGCAAAAUGAGUGUUUUUUUUUAUGUAAAAAUCAGGUGAUGAUCUGCAUUCAGCUGUCAGGAACCUGGAAUAAUUCGACCACUUCUCUAAUGGUGCAUUCAGUUUGUUUUAAAUGGGUUUUAUAUUGUAAAACAUGUUGCAUAGCUUCCGGAAUAUCGCUUUAUGCAAGGCUGAAACUAAAAAAGCUUUGUUCUGCUUAAAUUCUUCUUUUCACACGGGCAUUAACUAGAGAACGGUACCUGUGCAUCGGUUGCAACAUUUGAAACAACAAUGCUGGUACUUAGUUUAUGCGCUUCAACUUUAUGUGUUGAAGCUUUUUCAUCUGAAGAGAUUUUUUUCACCAAACAUUCAGUUUUCUAUUAUUGCUGUAAAUCUGUAUGAUUCUGAUCAUGGAUCAAAUCCUGUUUCAUCUCCAAAAAUGUUGCUUUUUUAAACCAGGUACUUCUAAUGGAAGCUCAGCUGUGGAGACGUCCACGUUAAUCUUCUGCUUUUCACUAAUUUACACAAAUAAACAGUUUGAAUAAGAAAA